Anguilla anguilla (European eel) is the source of this 3561-nucleotide messenger RNA. It is a transcript of the gene irs2b, whose product is annotated as insulin receptor substrate 2b. NCBI's taxonomy places the organism in Eukaryota, Metazoa, Chordata, Actinopteri, Anguilliformes, Anguillidae. The transcript is spliced from 2 exons. Gene Ontology annotation, molecular function: insulin receptor binding; phosphatidylinositol 3-kinase binding. The record is from RefSeq and is a predicted model, not a curated record. Gene Ontology annotation, biological process: insulin receptor signaling pathway. Gene Ontology annotation, cellular component: plasma membrane; cytosol. The coding region runs from base 222 to 3425 and encodes 1067 amino acids.
GUAACUAACGUUGGAUGUGUAGAACGUCACAUGUUGUUUUUCUGUUCAGUUCAGUCACUCAGUGAUAUGUGUUAUUUACUGUUAAACUGUUACAGAUACCGAAUGGAGAGCUCGGCGCCGGCACUGAAAUAGCGCGAGGAGAUACAGACGAGGUUUUUUAUUUGCGCUUAUAGCACUGAACAUACAACAAGUUAAAGAAAGUGAGAGUUAAGGACACCAGAAUGGCGAGUCCGCCGACGACAGGAGGACACUUAUUUUCUAAUGUGAAUAUUAAUAAUAACAACAUUAAGAAAUGCGGAUACCUGAAGAAGCAGAAGCACGGACACAAGCGGUUUUUCGUGCUGAAGGAGCAGAGCGAGGGCUUCCCUGCCAGACUGGAGUACUACGAGAACGAGAAGAAAUGGAAAAACAAGUCGGCUGCUAAGAGGGUUAUACCUCUGGACUCCUGUCUGAACAUCAACAAGCGAGCGGACGCUAAACACAAACACCUGAUCGCGCUUUACACCAAGGACGAGUACUUUGCCGUAGCUGCUGACAACGAACAGGAACAAGACAACUGGUACAGAGUCUUAACAGAUUUAAUGAACGAGGGGAAAGUGUACGACGGAUCGGCGUCUAAUUCUGCGUCUUCUUUGGUGGGAUUCGAGGAGGCGAACUACGGUAUGAUCACGCCGGUGAAUGCCGCUUAUAAGGAGGUAUGGCAAGUAAAUUUAAAAUCCAAAGGACUGGGUCAGAGUAAGAAUUUAACGGGGGUGUACAGGCUGUGCUUAUCCAGCCGGACAAUUAGCUUCGUAAAACUGAACUCGGAGGUUGCGUCCGUCAGCUUACAGCUCAUGAAUAUCCGGAGAUGCGGCCACUCUGACAGUUUUUUCUUCAUCGAGGUGGGCAGGUCUGCCUCCACAGGACCGGGCGAACUGUGGAUGCAGGCGGACGACUCCGUGGUUGCGCAGAAUAUACACGAGACCAUUUUGGAGGCUAUGAAAGCGAUGAAGGAGCUUUCGGAGUUUAGACCGCGUAGCAAAAGUCAGUCCUCCGGCACAAACCCCAUCUCGGUGCCCACGAGGCGGCACUUAAACAACCUGCCCCCGAGUCAGACCGGGCUUCUCAGGAGGUCGAGGACUGACAGCAUGGCAGCGACGUCGCCUGUCAGCAAGUUCACUUCCUGUCGGAUACGGACUGCCAGUGAAGGGGACGGCACCAUGAUCAGACCCAUGUCAGUGAACAGUAGUCCCAUCAGCCCCAGCACUAACCGGACACACCUGAGCCGGUCCAACACAGUCACCGCCAGGCCCUGUCGGAUGUUUGAAUCCUCCUCACUCCAGCACAGCAAAUCCAUGUGCAUGCCUGUGUCCCACUCCCCACCUUCCGCCGCCAGCCCCGUCAGCCUGUCCUCCAGCAGUGGCAACGGCUCUGCCUCUGAGACCAUCCAGCGGCCGUCAAGCGGCAGCGCCUCCGUCUCGGGGUCCCCCAGUGAUGCCGGAUUCAUGUCAUGUGACGACUACGGCUCCAGCCCGGGGGACGUCAGGCACCAGACGGCUAACCGGAGCAACACGCCCGAAUCUAUUGCUGACACGCCUCCCUCCCGCGAGGGCAGCGACGCGUAUGGCUACAUGACGAUGGAGCGGCCGUCUGGCAGCGUCUUCGGACACAUCUACCGGCGGACGCCCACGGAGGAGGUACUGGACUUGGACAAAGCCUACAGGAAGAGGACAUACUCCCUCACCACCCCAUCCCAGCAGAGGGCGCCAGCGCAGGUGUCGUCCACCUCCUUGGAUGAGUACACACUGAUGAGGGCUACGCAUGGCAACGGGCACUCGGCACGCAGCUCGCACACCACCUCGCCAAAAGUCACCUACCCUGAGGAUUACGGGGACAUCGAAAUCGGAUCUCUUAAGAGCUCGUCUAGCAACCUGGGCGACAACGGUUACAUGCCUAUGACACCUGGCGCAGCAUUGCAAGGCGGGAAAAACGAAAGCUACAUGCCCAUGAGCCCCAUGUGCGUGUCUGCCCCCAAACAGAUCAUUAACCCCCGGUCCCACCCCCAGACCGUAGUGAACGGGUUGCGGACUGACUCCCCCAGUGGCUGUGGCUCCCUGGACGACAGCGGGUACAUGAGGAUGUGGUGUGGCUCCAAGCUGUCUAUGGAGAGCUCUGACGGGAAGCUGACCAACGGGGAGUACAUGAACAUGUCGCCCAUCGACCCCUGCGUCUCUCUGACGCCCACCGACUACCUCCUCAGCUCUCUGGUGGGCGAGCACCCGCGACCCGCCAACAUUUUCACCCUGCUGCCUCGCGGCUGCAAAGCACAAACGCCCCAAAAUGGAGAUAGCGACCAAUACGUGAUGAUGAACCCGCAGGGUCAGAAGGCGGCAGAUGAGUCGAACUACUGCGCGAUUUCCCCCGGCUCCAUGGUGACCAUGAUGCACGUGGCGCCCGCGCUCGCCAGGCAGAGUGGCAGGAACGAGAUCCUGACGCACAGAGGGAGAGCCAGCAGACCCUCCAGGUUGAUCUUGGACACGCUGAUGACUUUGCCAAGUAUGAAUGAGCAUCCUUUGCCCACCGAGCCAAAAAGCCCCGGGGAGUACAUUAACAUAGAUUUUAGCGAAGCCCCCCGCUGCUCGCCGCCUUCCCUGUCCACCGAGAGCCCGGCGUCCUCGCUAGGCUCCAGCGGCCAGAGGAGGUCUCCCCUCUCCGAUUACAUGAACAUUGAUCUGAGCAAUGCACAGUCACCAAAACCGGGGGACGCCCCCGCAGCUCCCUCUGAGUCUAAACUGUCUUCACACCCCUGCCAGCCCGAGGAGGAGUACCUCAAGGCGAAGAUCGGCUCAGUCUGCCUCCCCGGCUCCGCAAAAGACGACUACACGGAGAUGGCGUUUGGCAUCGCUGGCACCCCCCUCCAGCCGAUUUCGCAGACCGCCGAUGGCGCCCAAACCACCAGCCCCACCAACGGGGUGAAGGGUCUGACCCUCAGUGACCAGGGGGCUCCAGUGUUGGAGGCAUUUCUAGUGUCCUGUUCCACCGUGGAUCCGGACCGGGGGGCCAAAGUGAUCCGGGCCGACCCCCAGGGACGCAGGCGACACAGCUCUGAGACCUUCUCCUCAACCACCACUGUCACACCCGUCUAUCCCUCCUUUGCCCACGAUCCCAAGAGGCACAGCUCAGCCUCGGUGGAGAACGUUUCGGUCCGGAACUGCGAGGGCUCGGACGAGGAGUACGGGAGUCCCAUGUGUCGUAAGACCUCGGCAGGAUUUCAAAACGGACUCAACUACAUUGCCUUAAACCUGAUGGAUGGAAAUCUGGGGAACUGCGAGAAUAUAGCCAGGCUGAAAGCUGCCAGCUACUGCAAAGGGGGCAUCAACGGUAUUCAUGCUACCCCUUACGUCAGCCUUGGAUUCAACGAGACAGCCACCACAGUUAAAGAUUAACCAGGGUGCCGCUCUCCCCUCUCUCUUUCCUGUGAGUGGACGAGCAGACGCCAUGAAAGGAGUGGCCAGGCGAGUGGAUGGAUCAUGUGCUGCUGUAGACGACCUCCUGACCCCCAACCCCCCCGCCCCCCCCCCC